Cornus florida is the source of this 2294-nucleotide messenger RNA. RefSeq names its product serine/threonine-protein kinase BSK2. Gene Ontology annotation, molecular function: protein kinase activity; ATP binding; protein binding. The coding region runs from base 319 to 1797 and encodes 492 amino acids. Gene Ontology annotation, biological process: protein phosphorylation; brassinosteroid mediated signaling pathway. The record is from RefSeq and is a predicted model, not a curated record. The transcript has 10 exons. Lineage: Eukaryota; Viridiplantae; Streptophyta; Magnoliopsida; Cornales; Cornaceae.
GUUCAGGCUACAGACACGAACAUAUGCAGAGCGUUGCGCGCUCUUCACGUGCCCAUCAUCAACAUAUCAUGUGAUCCUCCCUGCUCUGAGUGUUCUAAUCAUCACCACUGUACGGGCUACUCUCUUUCUCUCUCUACAAUUAUCUCUCUCUCCUCACCCCUUCUUGCUCCUCGGUCAGCUCACUCGCCCACCCCACCACAUCAACCAAGACUUCACAUUGACCCUUCGAAUCGCUCCUCCGUUUCACUCUGUUACGCUCCGUUAGGGUUUCAGAGACACCGUACUUGUGUGUGUAUCUGUCUAUGUAAGCAGUCGAGCAUGGGCUGUUUACAGUCCAAAACCGCCAAUGUUCAGUUCCAAGACCAAGAACCCCCUCAAACUGACUCCAAAUCAGAUCUAGCGAACGGAGAUCAAUUGGAUCAAGAUCAAGUACCUGCAUUCAAAGAGUUCGGUCUUGCUGAGCUUCGAGCUGCGACGAAUGGGUUCAGUAGCGAUUUGAUAGUGUCGGAGAGUGGAGAGAAAGCACCCAAUGUUGUUUACAGAGGAAAGCUCCGGAAUAAUCGCUUUGUGGCCAUUAAGCGCUUCUCCAAGCAGUCGUGGCCUGACCCUAAACAGUUUGUGGCGGAAGCUGCUGGAGUUGGCAAGGUUCGGCAUAAGAGGUUGGUGAAUCUUAUUGGGUGUUGUGCUGAAGGAGAUGAACGUUUAUUGGUGGCGGAGUACAUGGCUAAUGAUACACUCUCGAAGCAUCUCUUUCACUGGGAGAAACAGCCACUGCCUUGGGAAAUGCGUUUGAGAGUUGCAUAUUAUAUCGCACAAGCACUUGAUCAUUGCAAUACUGAAAAUCGGAAAAUUUAUCAUGAUUUGAAUGCAUACAGAGUUCUUUUUGAUGAGGAUGGUGAUCCUCGAUUAUCUAGUUUCGGUCUUAUGAAAAAUAGUCGAGAUGGGAAAAGUUAUAGCACGAAUUUGGCUUAUACUCCACCAGAGUUUUUACGGACAGGUAGGGUCAUUCCAGAGAGUGUGACCUACAGUUAUGGAACUGUUCUGCUGGACCUUUUGAGCGGAAAGCAUAUUCCUCCAAGCCAUGCAUUGGAUUUGAUAAGGGGGAAAAAUGUGUUGGUACUGAUGGAUUCAUCCUUGGAGGGACAAUAUGCUGACGAAGAUGCAACUGCUUUGGUUGAACUUGCUUCAAAAUGUCUGCAAUAUGAGGCUAAAGAUCGACCUGAUAUCAAGUUUCUUCUUACAGCAGUAGCGCCCCUUCAAAAGCAGAAAGAGGUUGCAUCACAUGUGCUUAUGGGUCUGACGAAAACUCCAGUGGUGCUGCCAGUCAUGCUUUCCCCGCUUGGAAAGGCUUGUGCAAGAAUGGAUCUUACUGCAGUGCAUGAUAUCUUGCUUAAAACAGGUUAUAAAGAUGAAGAGGGUGCGGAAAAUGAGUUAUCAUUCCAAGAAUGGACACAACAAGUGCAAGAUAUGUUGAACACGAAGAAAUUUGGAGAUAUUGCUUUCAGGGACAAGGAUUUCAAGAAUGCUAUUGAAUAUUAUUCAAAGCUGGUAUCAAUGAUGUCUGUUCCUUCUGGCACGGUAUUUGUGAGACGAGCCCUUUCCUACUUGAUGAUUGACCAAGCGGAACUUGCCUUGAGGGAUGCUAUGCAGGCUCAAGUGUGCUUGCCUGAGUGGCCGACUGCCUUCUACAUGCAAGCUCUUGCCCUCUCCAAGCUUGGAAUGGAAAGUGAUGCUCAGGACAUGCUUAAUGAUGGAGCAUCUUUUGAGGCAAAGAAGCAGAAUAGCUGGCGCAACUAAAUUAUGAUCCAAUGAUAUAUGGAAGUAAACUUGGCUGGUUCUUUCUUCGCAUUACCAUUAAUUCAUCGCUGAGGAGAGGAGAUUCCAGUGGGGAUUCAUGGAAAUGGGAGUUACUUUCAUCCAAUCCCUUCCAUCCCCCAAAUCGCACAAAAUAGUUUCACUCGCAAAGAAAUGUAUAAAAAGCACUAUUUUGAGCAAAAAGUAGUUGACUAUUUACCAGUCGAUUGUCAUAUGCUUUAUAGCUAUGCCUUGUCAGUUAUUUUCUAGUGCCUUUAGAAGCAAGAGGAAAAAGGAAAGGGAAGGAUAAUGGCAACUUUCUAAUCUUAUGUAGGAAAGAUAGUGAGAAGGAAAGAAAGAAAUGUUUAUUGUGUUAGUAGAAGUGAUUUAGUCUUGACCACUGCCCCCAAAAAUUCCUAUACUUUGAGUCCGUUUCAAGGGCUGUUUUUUUGAGGAAACAUGGUAUACUACUUUCUAAUCAAUAUCAUUUGCUUUAGCUA